CAUUCCUCAAACACAUUGACUAAACGGCGGCGGGCAGAUGAGACACAAUUACCCCCGUCACCCUUCAUCCACACUAUCACCGCCAUCCUCCUCAUCUCCAUCACCACCACCACCAUCAUCUGAAGGACUUUAUCCCGCGCCCAGGACUUAUUUUAUACGGAAUUAUACACGAAAAAGGACUAAAACUGUGAAAAACGAACCGAUACUUACGGUGCCUUGGAAGAACUUCGCUAAACUCACUUUCAUCGGAUAUAAACAUACACGAUCCAUCUUUUCCACACAUUUAAUGGCCGUAUCACAUUUGGGCAUGUCAUGUUAGUUUCAUGGGUUUUGAGGGAAAUUUCCCACAGGACGAGCUAAAAUCAGCUAGCCUGUUAGCCGAACGUCUUUAUUAGCCGGAUCAUUAGCAUCAGUUAUUUUAACACAUUAAAGUUGAUCAAAGUGGAGGUAUUUUUAAGUCUAGACGGUUGACAUGACUUGACACUAGUAUUUACUUAUGUUAAUACGUGUUUUUACUGUUUAUAUAAGAGAUGAGCAGUCAACAGACAUUGUGUCGCGAGAUGAUGUCGUUCAGCUAGUUAGCUCGAGUGGCUACUGAAAAAGGCAGCAAAUAUACAAAUAUUUACAAAAGAUAAAGUAUUAUUUUCUUUAAAAAAACAUACACGAGCAUUGCGGGCAAGUGGUUUAAACUGUAAGUUUCUUUCUACAUUGGUUUGUUUAGCCUCUCUGCCACUGAGUUUAUCACUAAAAUAAAAAUGUAGUGAAAAGUUUGGGUAUGAACAUAACACAAGUUUUGAAAUGAAUGCAGAUUAUACCUGCGUUUUAGUGUCAUGAUGGGCCUAUAAUUGUUCAAAGAGCCACUUCAAAGAUUUGACGUAUUUGCUUUGGUCUCUACUAAGACACAAAGAGAACUGUAUUACACAUUUUGGGCUGUCACUCUGGUUUUGAACCAUGUCUGGAGAAGUGCGUUUGAAAAAGUUGGAGAAACUCAUCCUGGAUGGUCCUGUGCAGUCUAAUGGACAGUGUUUUAGUGUGGAAAGUCUUCUGGAUGUUCUCAUCUGUCUAUAUGACGAUUGCAUCAACUCCCCACUCAGAAGAGAGAAGAAUAUAGCCGAGUUUUUAGAAUGGGCCAAGCCGUUCACCUCUAAAGUGAAGCAGAUGCGACUGCAUAAGGAGGACUUUGAAAUCCUGAAGGUUAUUGGUCGAGGAGCUUUUGGCGAGGUAGCGGUUGUAAAGGUGAAAAGUUCGGACAAAGUGUUCGCCAUGAAGAUCCUCAACAAGUGGGAGAUGUUGAAACGAGCAGAGACGGCGUGUUUCCGGGAGGAACGGGACGUGCUGGUGUACGGGGACUCUCAGUGGAUUACCACGCUGCACUACGCCUUUCAGGAUGAGAACUUCCUGUACCUGGUUAUGGAUUACUAUGUGGGGGGUGACCUCUUGACCCUGCUCAGUAAAUUCGAGGACCGUUUACCUGAGGAAAUGUCGCGUUUCUACCUGGCGGAGAUGGUGCUGGCCAUUGAUUCUGUGCAUCAGCUCCAUUACGUCCACAGAGACAUCAAACCAGACAACAUUCUCUUGGAUGUGAACGGACACAUUCGACUGGCAGACUUUGGCUCCUGUCUUAAACUCACGGAGGAUGGAACGGUGCAGUCCUCCGUUGCCGUGGGAACGCCUGACUACAUCUCUCCAGAGAUCCUGCAAGCCAUGGAGGACGGGAAAGGGAAAUACGGGCCCGAGUGUGACUGGUGGUCUUUGGGCGUCUGUAUGUAUGAGAUGCUGUAUGGAGAAACUCCUUUCUAUGCCGAGUCGCUGGUGGAAACCUACGGCAAGAUUAUGAACCAUAAGGAGCGGUUCCAGUUCCCCGCCCAUGUGACAGAUGUCUCUGAGAACGCCAAAGACCUGAUCCGCAGGCUGAUCUGCAGCAGCGAACACAGGCUGGGUCAGAACGGCAUCCAGGAUUUCCAGCAGCAUCCCUUCUUCUCCGGCAUCGACUGGGAGAACAUCCGCAACUGUGACGCUCCAUACAUCCCAGAAGUCAGCAGUCCGUCGGACACGUCAAACUUUGACGUGGAUGAUGACUGCCUCAAAAACACGGAGGCAAUGCCGCCUCCUUCCCACACCGCCUUCUCUGGACGCCAUCUUCCUUUUGUUGGUUUUACCUACACUAGUAACUGUAUGUUGUCAGACCGCGGCUGCCUGCGGGGGUCCGAAUCUCCUGCGCAAAUGGACGUGUGUGUGCGGCGUGGUCUGGAAGACAGUCUGGCCACCGAGGCGUACGAACGACGAAUCCGUCGUCUGGAGCAGGAGAAACUGGAGCUCGGUCGCAAACUCCAAGAGUCCACUAAGGCGGUCCAGGCUUUACAUAACCCCAGCACGGACGGACCCGUUUCUGCCAGCGGAGAGUUUGAGAUCCGGGGACUGAAGGAGGAGAUCGAGACCCUGAGGAAACAAAUCGCAGACGCAGGACAGGUCCAACAGCAGUUAGAUCAGUCCGGUGCUGCCCGCAGGGAUCUUGAAGAAUCCUCCAAACAGAUUCACUCUCUAGAAAAACAGCUGAAGAACGUGAAGCAGGAGAGAGAUGAUGUGCAGAAGAGCCUGCAGGAGUCUUUGGAGAAGCAGAAAUGUCAGGGUAAAGAGCUGAAAGAGGCCGACAGCCAGAGGAAAGUGGCCGUGCAGGAGUUCAGCGAGGUGAGCGAGAGAGUGACAGAGCUGCGAUCGCACAAACAACGUCUCUCGCGACAGCUCCGGGACAAAGAGGAGGAGAUGGACGCUCUCAAUCAGAAAGUGGAGGCGCUACGACUGGACGUACGCAAAGCUGAGAGAUCCAAGAAAGAGAUGGAAGCUCAGGCUGAAGAAUGGUCCGCCGAGGCUCAGAAGGAGAAGAAGUUGAGAGAACGCAGCGAGCAGUACAGCAGACAGCUGGAAGAGGAGCUGGAGGGAACCAAGCAGAAGCAUGUGGGCCGUUCUCCAGGCGUCAGGACCUCAGAGCACAACAAGGAGCUCAGUAAACUACGAGCGGACCUGGACAAGAAGACCGUGUAUUAUGAGGAAGAGCUGUCACGCAGAGACCUCCAGCACGCCAACGAACUGAAGAACCUGCAGAAAGAACUGCGCGAGGCCGAGGGACGACAGCUCGCUUUGAAGAAAGAGAUCAUGAUGCUAAAGGAUAAGGUGGAGAAGACCCGCAGAGAGAGUCAGAGCGAGCGAGAGGAGUUUGAGAGCGACAACAAGCAGAAGUACGAGUGAGAGAGAGUCCUGCUGAUGGAGGAGAACAAGAAGCUCUCCAACGAGCUUGACAAGAUGACGUCCGCGUUUGAGAAGCUGAGCUGUAGUAACAAACAGCUGGACGAAGACAUGAGAGAACUGGCAGAUAAGAAAGAGAGCGUCACCCACUGGGAAGCCCAGAUCACCGAAAUCAUUCAAUGGGUCAGCGAUGAGAAAGAUGCUCGGGGAUAUCUGCAGGCUUUGGCCACUAAGAUGACCGAGGAGCUGGAGGGUCUGAGGAGCGCCAGCUUGGGAGCACGAGCUACUGAAAUGCCGUGGAAGAUGAGACGUUUGGCUAAGUUGGACAUGUCCGCUCGUCUUGAGCUUCAGUCUGCGCUGGACGCUGAGAUCAGAGCCAAACAAACCAUUCAGGAAGAGCUGAAUAAAGUGAAAGCGUCUCUCAUGGCCACUGAGUGUAAGCUGGAGGAAUCUGAGAAGAGUAACCAGGAGCUCAACGCAGACGUCCAGAGACUCAAACAGGAGAUGGAGAACCUGCAUGUGUCAACAGGCGUCAAGCACCAAGACUCCCAGAAUUCCUUUCUGGCAUUCCUCAAUGCUCCAACCUCUGCCCUGGAUCGGUUUGAUCAAACCUCUGCCAGUGGCUCGGCCGGUAAAGGCAGACACAUCGACUCCAUGGAUAACUUCAGCCUGUCCAACACGCCUUCGUGUAAAGAUGAUGGACAAUCCCAGGUCAUGUCCCACUCUCGAUCGCCCUCAACCACCAGUGACAUGGAGCCCCAGGAGCAGGUGGAUCGACCGCCGCGAAGAACACAAACUUCAUCGGCCUACAGCAGCUCAGAACGCAGCACUCCUAAACCAAAGGCGCAUCAGUUUAUUGUGAAGUCCUUCUCUACCACCACUAAAUGUAGCCAGUGCACGUCUCUGAUGGUGGGACUCAUCCGACAGGGCUGUACGUGUGAAGUCUGUAACUUCUCGUGUCAUGUGACCUGUGCGGAUAAAGCCCCUGCCGUGUGUCCUAUUCCACCGGAUCAGACCAGAGGACCGCUGGGUAUCGACCCACAGAAGGGCAUCGGCACGGCCUAUGAGGGCCACGUUAGGGUUCCUAAGCCUUUGGGUGUGAAGAAGGGCUGGCAGAGAGCCAUCGCUGUGGUCUGUGACUUCAAACUCUUCCUGUAUGAUCUCCCAGAGGGCAAAGCUGUUCGGCCUGGUGUGGUGGUGAACCAGGUCAUUGACAUGAGGGACGAGGAGUUCUCAGUUAGCUCAGUUUUAGCAUCUGAUGUCAUUCAUGCCAACAGGAAGGACAUUCCCUGCAUCUUUAGGGUGACCACGUCGUCCUCCAGCAGGCAGAAAUGCUCCAUCUUAAUCCUGGCAGACAGCGAUCAGGAGAGAACAAAGUGGGUGGGGCUUCUGAGCGAGCUGCAUCGCCUCUUAAAGAAGAGCAAACUGAAGGAACGCUUUGUUUACGUGCCUAAAGAAGCGUAUGACAGCGCCCUGCCUCUCAUCAAAACCACACAGUCUGCUGCUAUUAUAGAUCAUGAGAGGAUAGCGCUGGGCAAUGAGGAGGGCUUGUAUGUUAUUCAUGUUACCAAAGACGAGAUUAUCAAGGUAGGAGACAAUAAAAGGGUCCAUCAGAUCGAGCUGAUUCCCUCCGAGCAGCUCAUCGCCGUGAUAUCGGGCCGGAACGGUCACGUGCGACUCUACCCCAUGGUGGCCCUGGAUGACCGCGAGGUCGAAUUCCACAAGAUAGCCGAGACCAAAGGCUGCCAGACUGUGGUUUCCGGCACGAUCAGACACGGCUCUCUCACCUAUCUGUUUGUGGCCAUGAAAAAACUUGACAAGGUGAUCGUCUUCGAGCUCAAUAAGAGUAGAACACGUCACCGGAAGCUUCGGGACAUACUGGUCCCCGGCACGGUGCAGUGGAUGGGACUGCAGGGCGAGAAGCUCUGCGUGGGGUUCCAGUCUGGGUUCCUGCGAUAUGACCUGCAGGGAGACGGAGCUCCUGUCAGCCUCCUCCAUCCGGACGACCACACGCUGGGCUUCAUCGAGCUGCUGAGCCUGGACGCGCUCUGUGCCGUGGAGAUCUCCCACAAAGAGCUGCUCUUGUGUUUCAACAGCAUCGGCGUGUACGUGGACUGUCAGGGCAGACGCUCGCGUCAGCAGGAGCUGAUGUGGCCGGCCACGCCCACUGCUUGCCGUUAUAGCGCACCUCAUCUGUCAGUGUAUAGUGCGAAUGCGGUGGACGUAUUCGACGUCAACACUAUGGAGUGGAUUCAGACCAUGCCUUUGAAAAAAGUUCAUCCUAUGAAUGCUGACGGCUCUUUGAACCUGCUGGGGUUGGAAACCGUACGUCUCAUCUACUUCAAAAACAAGACGGCAGAAGGAGAUGAGCUGGUGGUUCCCGAGACGUCUGAUAACAGCCGCAAACAGCUGGUGAGAAGCAUGAACAGCAAACGCCGCUUUUCCUUCCGCAUACCCGAGGAGGAGAGACUCCUGCAGCGGAGGGAGAUGUUGCGAGACCCGGAAAUGAGGAAUAAGUUGAUAUCAAACCCGACCAACUUCAACCAUGUGGUUCACAUGGGCCCCGGGGACGGCAUCCAAAUCCUGAAAGAUCUGCCAAUGAACGUGCGUCCGCCGGAGAGCCGUGGCAUUCUGGGAGCAUCCGUCAGCAUCCCCUCCAUCAGUAAAACCAGACCCGAGCCGGGCCGAUCUAUGAGCACUAGCAGUGGACUCGGCACACGCUCCUCCUCUCAAAACGGCAACGCGCUGAGACGUGACAUUUCCAUCGGUAACUACGGUUCCACCAAGCGUCAGAUGACGUCACCCUCCGAUGGUUCGCUGUCGUCAGGAGGUGGAAUGGACUGCGGUGGAGACGCUCCCCUCUCCCAGUUUGAUAGAGAGUGCCGUCCCGUAUCACCCACAGAGAAGACACCUGAUCUGAAAAAGGCUUUAAGGAGCCUACUUAGUAAAAUAAAGGAUUCGGACUCGCCGCGUCACUCCACGGCCUCCAACAGCUCCAACCUGAGCAGCCCGCCCAGCCCGCCCACGCCAAACAAGAGCAAGACUCGAUCCCUGGACCGCAGAGAUCACCUCGGCUGGGAGACAUGAGAGGUACACCCCCCCCACUCCCCCGGACAGUUACGCAACGGCCAAGAGUCGACUCCUUAAACAACAUAUUCCCACACACCACAGUGUGCGUCUGUGUGUGGUGUUGUGCACGUGUGCUACGAUUCUGCGAGACGAGAUCACAGUGCACCUUACAAGCCUGUCACUGUUGACCUACUUUUCCUUCGUCUGUGAUGGAUCGGGAUUACAGACCACCCCGGAUCACCCCAGAUCUGCACGGGGUCAGAAAAGCUUUAACGUCCAUUUUCAUCCCUGUGUGCCUCCUUUUACCAAAAAACGCGUUUAAAGUUUUCAUUUACGGAGUUCGCUUCAAAACCGCGCAAAAGAAAUCCGACACAUUUUUAUCAGGGAUCAAGGGAAACCGUUCCUAGCAUUCCAGUCUGUGAUGACUAAUACUGAUUUAUGUAAGAAACCCAAUCGCUAGAGCGCCCCCCGGCUGUCACACUACAGCGCUAACACCACCUCUGCCCUCCAGUGCCAUACUGACCGUCCCACACAAAGGUCAGAUUAUUCUGAGUUCAGUCAUGUAAAUAGAGUUGAAGUAGAGUAUAAUAUAUAAUGAAAUCACAACACUAUUCUGUUGCUAAAGAAGCGUGAGAAUUCUUUCCUUUUAUUGUCUGUGUCAAGAUUUUGUUUUUAUUUGUCAAUAUAAGCGUUCUUUUAUUGUUCUGUGUGAUUCCACUGAGACCGAGGAGUUAAAAUAAUGUGCGCGGGGGAACACUAAACAAACAUUGGCUCUCACUCACGAAACACAAGAACGAAUCGUUCGCAGUCGAAUGCGAUUUCCGCAGGGCAGCGGCGAGUGAUUUACACAAAUCGUUCUGCUGGUGUUUCGUGAAUGAGACCCAUUGUGUGCGGGUUAUGAGAAAACAAUGUGUAUGUUGUUAAAUACAUAUUAAACAGACGCAUGUACAGUUACACGUGAACGUAAAUAAGCUGAAUGUAACAGAAUCACUGCAAGCCUUUGUUGUUUCUUCCUCUGUUACUGAAGCAAUAAUGCUGUUUCCAAAGAGUUUUUGUUAAAUAAUUACUUGUGUUUGUAUUUUAUUUUUGGUGUUUUAAAGGGGUUUGUUUGUUUGUUUGUUUGUUUGUUUGUUUUUUCCAAGAACCAAACUUUGCCUACAUGUGUAGAUAGCGUGUAAUGUAGUUUCAGGAUGCGUGGCAUAAAAACCCUCAUCAGGUGAAGCUCUAAAUUCAAUAAGCUCCGAUGUUUUACUCACUGGUGCACACGGCUCACAAACGGCAGGAGAGAAAGUCAUUCAACGAUUGACACUGAUGUAGAGAGAACGUACAGUGAUGGUGCUGUAUUCAUGUCUGAAAACUCCCCCGAAUGUCAAAAUACCUCAAAUCACAGAGCCAAGCCAUCACGAAUCUAACCUCCACUGAGUGACAAGAGCUGUGACUUUCACUGGUUUCAGACACAACAUUAAAUCAACCGUUAUGAAUUCAGCAGAAAACCGCUGCUUGAGAUUGAUCUGAAUCAUUUGAAAUAAAUUACAGUCGUUCUUUUGAGGGCAUCUGCAGAUCCAGACUUGUAAUCUCAACACCGUUUAAUAGUCCAAAAUGUUCCAGGUUGUUCCUUAAAGGGAUACUUUAAUUAAAAUGAAAAACAGAGUCUUCUUUACUUAACCGCGUGCCAUUCUGAACCCAAAAACACAGGUUUUUUUCUUCCUGGAAACACAAAAGUUGGCUCUUAUUCAUACUGUUAUUUUUAUUCAGUUUAAUGAUAUGAUGUAGUGUAAAAUGGACGUGACGUGACUUGUGCUGAAGUUUAUUAUAGUUAAAACGCUGAAAGUGUUCAAACAUUUCUGUGAAUUCCAAAAAAUUAACAUGAAAACUAAAAACACAGAAAAUCCAAUUAAAACAAUACAAAUCUGAGGUUUUCAAACGAGGAAUAUGCAGAAAUGUAAUUAUUCAACAUUUUCUAUCGCCUUUUGUUUUGGUGAUAAAAAAAUCACGUGUGUUUAGAAUCACGAGGUUAAGUAAAUAUUGAACAUUUGUUUUACUGUAACUAAUGCAUGCAGAAAUCUAAAUGAACUGUGUUCAGUAUUGAGGCACAUUCAUGUACAGAGAUGAUGUGUUUGAGACCUACAGACGGCUUUUCCAGAACUGGUUCUAGUAUUGCCAGCGUUUUCUGUGGUUUAUUAUGCAAACCCUAUUGAAAGCAUCACUGUGGACCACUCCUGCAAACAUGGCACAUCUUUGCCAUCCCUCUUGCAAUCCGUGUGGUAUUUGGGAACUUUAGUUAUACAUUUGUGGUAUUAUUCUGGGAUCAUAUUAAUGCGAUAAUUCAUAAUGCAAGCUAAGAUCAUGGAGGUUGUUUUUUAAUAAGGUUGUAGCGGGUUCGAGAGAAUUUGCCAGGGUUAUGGUAUUAACAUAUGAAAUGUUUCUCAGGUAUGUCAGAACCAAUGAUUUUUUUCUAUCGCUUGGAGGGAUUGUGUGUUUUUAUCAUUAGGACUGUUACGAGGACUAGAUGAAUUAAUAGAGGGGGAGGUGCCUUAGUUUUUUAGGUUUUAGGUGAACCUGUUCUGAUGAGAACGAUGACUUGGUGAUUUUAAGACACAUCACACUCGCCUGAUUUUUUUCGCCUUUGCAGUGAAUUGCUGUUUCAUAUCAUGCUGUUGUAUUUUUUUGUAAGACUCUGUACAGGUUUGCAUGGCACAGGUGUAAUCGUGAUUUCCAGACUGCUUUUAUGUGUUUAUUUUCUUGACCUGUGUGGUGUCAAUGAUUGGGAUGUGACAGAAUUACCCCAUAACUGCAAUGUAAACUGUUUUCAUUUUCCUUUGUUUGCACAGACGUAUUUAAGGUGACAUAUUUGUAUUGGUUUCGGACAUCACUUUUCACAUUAUCUGACUGAUAUUUUAAUAAAAUGGGAAACUGUU
Messenger RNA from Triplophysa rosa, 9230 nucleotides. RefSeq names its product CDC42 binding protein kinase alpha (DMPK-like) a (gene cdc42bpaa). Gene Ontology annotation, cellular component: actomyosin; cytoskeleton; cytoplasm. The record is from RefSeq and is a predicted model, not a curated record. The transcript has 39 exons. Lineage: Eukaryota; Metazoa; Chordata; Actinopteri; Cypriniformes; Nemacheilidae. Gene Ontology annotation, molecular function: ATP binding; protein serine/threonine kinase activity. Gene Ontology annotation, biological process: peptidyl-threonine phosphorylation; actomyosin structure organization.